Molecule: messenger RNA, 29181 nt
Organism: Podarcis lilfordi (Lilford's wall lizard)
Lineage: Eukaryota; Metazoa; Chordata; Lepidosauria; Squamata; Lacertidae
Source: the annotation of a GenBank genome assembly
AAUGUUUGAUCAAAACCCUGCAGAGAGGCUUAGAAACUGCCAAGGGUUCUGAGAGACACAGGCAGGCACCACCAUCUUGGGCAGGUGUGGAAAUACCCUUCAGAACAGAUCAAGGUUUUUGUGCACCAGGUAAGAGGUGAUCUUUUAAACAAGUUUUAUUGGGGAGGUUUUCAUACCGUAUGAGAUUCUUUUGAUCGUUCUUGUCAGUGAGAAUUUGCUUCCCUGCUGCUUGUGAGGGCUGUUUGCUGUUACCAGCCAGUCUCUGUUAGGAGUUUCUUUUGUUUGUUACAAAAUCCAAAAGUUCUUUUGUGGAGGACUAGGCUACCAGUGGCUAUUAGCCACAAUGGGUAUGUUCUUCUACCUGCACUGCUGGCGGCAGUGUUUCUUGAAUGCCAGUAUAGUGGUACCUCAGGUUAAGUACUUAAUUCCUUCCGGAGGUCUGUUCUUAACCAGAAACUGUUCUUAACCUGAAGCACCACCUUAGCUAAUGGGGCCUUCUGCUCCUGCUGCGCCACUGCCGCGUGAUUUCUGUUCUCACCCUGAAGCAAAGUUCUUAACCCGAGGGACUAUUUCUGGGCUAGCGGAGUCUGUAACCUGAAGCGUAUGUAACCUGAAGUGUAUGUAACCCGAGGUCCCACUUUAGCUGAGAAUCACAAGUGAGGAGAGCAUUGUUGUACCCACGUCCUGCUUUCAUAUAUCUGCAGGUAGAACUGGAGGGAACUAGAGAGAGAAAAGGGGAGCUUGCACUAAGCAUCCUCCCUAGAGGAAGGGUGCAGACAGUGGACUGUAUGAUAACAGUACUGAGCCCCUAUUAUUGCACUCUCAAUAGCAUCCCUGCUGGGGGUUCCCUCGGUUCCCUGCUACUUUGAAAGCCCUCUCUGUUUCUGGGGGAAAGAGUUCCUUAGUUUGUGCCUUGAUUCGUCCCACUUGGAGUCUAUUUUCUAUCCACCUUUGAUUAUAAAGAACCAAGAGAAACCUCAGUCCCUUACAUUAUAGGGCAGUUAAGACAGGAUAUUGUUUUUAGGUCCAAAGGUUCUUUUCCUCCAGUGCAAAGAGCUUUCUCAGGUGGAGGAAGCCUCCUUCUGACUGAGGAGGGAAACCUUUGGAUCCAAUCCGUCUGCUUGCUGUGGGGCAGAAGAAGGGACUUAUUGCAAAGGAGACCCUAUGCACCAUAAUCUGUGCUUGUCCUACCUUCCUGCCAACUCCCCUUGCUUAACUGGUGAUUUGCUUUGUCUGAGUUUUCCUUUUAUCUAAAAAGAAAAUCUGAUACCUACUACCUCCCAAUGAACAAAGGGGAGUCAUAUCCUCGUGGGAAAGGGUUUUUCUGUCUGGAGAGGCCCCAUGGUGGUUCGCAGUGGUGGCUGCUGCCCAUUGUGACAGGCAGGGAGGCCAACAGUAGAUGGCGCCAGAGGAGCUGAACCAGCUAAUUCUGGUUUUAUUCCUGUCCUCCUCCCUGCAGAGUUCUACCGGGGGAACACUAAGGAGAAUGCUGACAGGCAGUGGCAGCCCCUGAAUUGGUUGUAAGGAACAAAACAGGCAGGUGGGGCUGGCUGAGGGGAAACUGAGGUUGCUGGGCCAGCGCUCCAUUAGCCCCUUCCACUGGUAGUACAGUUGAAUGGAGUUACUUGCUUGCCUGAACAUUUAAACCUGCUCAUAACAGCUACUCAAGAUCUUUUCUAUGAAUGUUUUAUAGGAAUUGGAAUAAUUGGAAUGGAAGUUCUCACCAAGAUGCUUAAAAUAUAUCCACAUCACUUUGGGUGUCUCCUCAUACUUCAUCUGGUAAGUCAAGUAACACCAUAGGAACUCUCUAAAUAACUGUUUGGGAAGAAACACUUUAUUCUGGCCAUAUGCCAUGGCAAGUUCAGAGAUCACGAUGGGAAGAGUCUUUCAUUGUGUGCUUUGUUUGUUAAUUUAUUUAUUUAUACAUUUUCUAAUUUGCGCUAAUCCAGAGGAUCAUGGCAGGAAAAUCAAUGUCCUUUUCCCACAGCAGCAACAGAUAGAUAGGAGACAGGGAUUGUCCCUUGUUUGAGUUAAUGAAUGCGGAGAAAUUGCUUGUGAAAAUUUAUCAGCAUUAUAGAGUGACUUUCUCCUGGUGUAAAGUUUUUGUAUGCUUUCUUUGGGCAAUAUAUACAUUUUCGCAAGCAAUUUCUCCAUAUGUAAUGCGUUUUUUGUAAUUUUCAUGAAUACAGUGGUACCUCGGGUUAAGUACUUAAUUCGUUCCAUACGUCCGUUCUUAACUUGAAACUGUUCUUAAGCUGAAGCACCACUUUAGCUAAUGGGGCCUCCUGCUGCUGCCCUGCCGCCGGGGCACGAUUUCUGUUCUCAUCCUGAAGCAAAGUUCUUAACCCGAGGUACUAUUUCUGGGUUAGCGGAGUCUGUAACCUGAAGCGUCUUUAACCUGAAGCAUAUGUAACCCGAGGUACCACUGUAUGUGUAUUUUAUGCAUUCUUUCCCCUAACAGACACAUUUUUGUACAACUGGAGAACCGCACCGCAAAAUUUAGAGAAGGCUGAGUUUUGAAAGAUAAUUGCUGUCUGGUUUGUGCAUUGCUUUAGGAAGUGAGAAUUAAGGAGUCAAAUAUCUUCCCCAUUCCUAGCAAUAAGUGGACACCUGCACAAUUUUGGGAAACUUAUUUUUUAAAAAAAUACUUUCAUUUUUAAAAUUAAUGUUCAAGAAAGUUUGGAAGCUGUUCAGUUCCUAACUGUACAAUACCAGCACAGGAGAAAGCAGCAAACAGCAUUAAGACUAACAUAGCAGAGCAAUGCAUCACCCAUUUGUAAACCUUUCAUUUUAAAUUUUUGGAGAGAAAAAAGUGGGAUGUGCUUCUUGAGUCCCACCUAGGGAUGGGGGAGAAAUUUGUUUCACUUUACAAUUUUAGACAAAUCAACCUAAUUUCCAGUAUCUGAAACAGUACACAAACCAAAAGACAGCCAUUCUCUGGAAUUUGUAAUGCAGUGCCCCAAGAAGAAGAAAAGUUUUAAGAUUUGUAUUUUAGGGGGAAAUGUGAAUAAAAAUGCAUAUGCUUCUGAGAAUAACAUAUUGUUACAGGCCACCCAAAUCUGCAUAGCAGUGUGAGAUUCCAGGAGUUUCAACUGCAUUCACCCAGGGUCUGUGUUUCCUUUUGGACAAUGAGGCACAUCAGAGACUGUGGUGUCUUCAUGAUAUAUGGUUUAUUUACACACAGUGCUUUUUUCUGAGGGGACGCAGGGGUACGCAUACCCCUAAACAUUUUGUGAACCUAAGUUUGGCCUCAUUGAGGGGCAAUAUUUCAAUAUGAGUAGGAAAAUGAGAGUCCCCCUAAACAUUUUUUUAAAGAAAAAAGCACUCUUUACACAUAUAUCAAACCUGAGCCCACGAUGGAGGUGCUGACAGCACUGAGGCUCCAAGAUGUUCUUGCUUCUUCCAUAGUCACAGCAGCCUUGGACUUAAGCAGACCUCAGCCAUUGCUCUUAUUUAUUGACUCUCCCUCCAUCCUGCUGCUUACCAUCUCCAGUGCAACCCUAACUCCUAACUGCAAUCCUAACACCUCCACUCCAAAAAACGCUGGCGCUGGCUUUUAAAACUAACUUUCAAUUGAGGGAGGGAGCCCACUCAUUUGCAAAAGAGAUAUACCCUUGAUCUUUUGUCAUCCUGAUCAUUCAUUCCCCCCGCCUCCCAGACUACUGCCUCAAGUUAGUCCUGGCUUAAUUAGCUUUUGACACACCACAGGAAGCAAACCUACACAUGUUUACCCCAUUCUAUUUAAUGGGACUUCCAAUUAACUUUGCAUAGGAUUGCAGUCUGUUAGGACUAGUAGAAAUCAGUGUGGCUUUGGGGUAGAGGUAUUAGAAGCAAUACUUUAGCAUGUUGACACUUAACUAAACCCUCUGCCCAGAAGCUCCCUUACAACUGACCUGUAUGUUGUCAUCCUUGAGUGGGAUAUCUAUGGAAAGAAAUACGAUAUUUAAAAUAUAUAUCAAAUUAAGUUAAAUUAUUCCCUCUAUUUCUAAAGUUCAGAGGGGAAUGUGGAUCCUUAUGUAGCCAGAGAGGAAUAAUAUAUCACGAAGCUUAUGGGAACCCUGAGGUUGGCAGAAGUACAAAAGUCCUUUGGAAGAAAACCCCCAAAAUAGCCCCAUGAAGACUGAAGCAGACUCAGUGGCCAUGGAAUGCUGACAUAUUGCUGGGGAAGCGAGUGGGAAUGGAAUGGAGUAUUUUUGAGAAGGGUGUGGCUGGUUAAACAGCAAUACUACACUCUGCAAAAAUUUGUUGCAGAUCCCACUUGUCAAUAGCACAAUACCUAUUUUUUUCUCUGAGAACCAAAUGUCCAUUUAUAUUUUAAAAAGCAGAUAUAUUUCAUAAUUAUAUUGUGGAACAGGCACCCAACAAUACUUCUUCAUACCUCUGACUUGAUAUAUGGCAUGAUUGGAUUUAACCUAAUUUGGUUUUUCAGCACCAAAUUAACUGGUUUGCUGUCAUCAGACAAAAGCACCACAGUCCAGUAUCAGUGACCCACACUACAUUAUGCCCACAAACUACAUAUUCAUCUCCUUGACGUCCCCAUGACUUUUGUGUGUCUGAUUUGGAGUAUACUUUUCCCCAGGCAGGUGAUCUGGAUUGUCUGCUCCCUCUGCAAAUCAGACAAGCCGUAGGCAGGAGUGGCCCAAGACAUUUUGCACCUUCCCAAAUCCAUGUCCAGAAGCCAAUCAGACUGGCAGUGGUAUCUUGCUUUAUUAGCUAUCCUGUAACAGUAUUCUCAUUGGCAGUAGGAGCAGCAAGCUACCUUAGACCACACAACACAAGCCAUUUGGCACACACAGCUCUGUCCUCCAACACCUGCCCACCCAGCACUGCCGCCUGAGGCAGCUAUCUCUACUGGUAUAGCUUGCCCUGGCAGUAUAAAGGGUAAAGGGUAAAGGACUCCUGGACGGUUAAGUCCAGUCAAAGGCGACUAUGGGAUUGUCGCGCUCAUCUUGCUUUCAGCCGACGUUUGUCUGCAGACAGCUUUCUGGGUCAUGUGGCCAGAAUGACUAAACCACUUCUGGCACAACAGGACACUGCUGGACGGAAACCAGAGCACACGGAAAAGCCAUUUACCUUCCUGCCACAGUGGUACCUAGUGUGCUUUCGAACUGCUAGAUUAGGCAUGAGCUGGGACAGAGCAACAGGAGCUCACCCUGUUGCGGGCAUUUGAACCGCCAACCUUCUGUUCAGCAAGACCAAGAGGCUCAGUGGUUUAGUAAUGGUCAGUCCCCUACUGAACAAACGAUAAGGAUGGCUCACGCUUCCUGCAUAUUCUAAAGGAAACAAAUAAUAUCUGCUUUCUCUUCUGCUGCAAGAGAACAGGAAACCUUGUUGUAGACAUGGAACCAUGGAUUUUUGUACUAUGGCUGCUGCCUCUGACCUGACGUGAGAUCCUAUGAAUCAUCAUGCUGCUUUUUAAAUAUUUCUUGCCAGGGAUUUUACUGACGGUUGAAACUGUCCUUUGCUUGCAGCCAUUUUAUGCAGGCGUUGGAGCAGCUGCCAAACAGUAAAUGGAACGAGGAAAUAGAAGGAAGUGCCCCUCCUCACUGUUUCAUUAAAUAAUGAUUCACCAGGCAGCCCAACAUUUUACAGCUCACAUAAAACAUUUCUAAUUGACAGGGAAGGAUCUAUACACUGAUAUAAGAACUAAACUUUGAACCCUGGAUUUCGGUUAGAGAAUUGGACUUUGCUCUUUCCAAACAGACAUAUUUCCCUAUAAAAUAUGACAAAAGCAGACCUCUAUAAACACUUCACCCAAUAAAAGAUCUUGUUUAAUUAUACAGAGCUCAGUGUAUUCCUUUCACCCAUUUCGAAAAAAGGAAAUGCUAUGAACAUCAUUGGGGCCUUUGGCACAAUGUAAGCUAGUGGAACAGAUAAACUAGAGAACUAGAGAACCUAAAUUAGGAUAGGAGCACACACACAAUUUAAAAUGGAGAGACAUUCAUGCAUAAUUGCUAAACCAUGGCUUGGCCAUCAAGGGCAUGCAUAUUCCCGUUUCUCCUCACAUGUUCUGAUUCUGUAACUUAGUCCCACAAAUCAAGCAACCAACAGGUUGUCUCUAAGACAGAAUCUGAAAAUCACUUCAGAUGAUUGGUUCCAGUUCUGGUUUAGAAGCAAUCUCUAGUUUAUCAGAACUGGGCAUCAUAGUAAACUAUGGUUUGGCCAAACCAGGAAGUGAAGGAAGAAGCUAGAGCUUGAGAUGGUGAGAUGGAAGGGGAAUAGGAGGCAGGAGCACAUAAGCCUGAGCUGGUGUAGUGAGAGAGAAAUGCCUCACCUUCUGCUCUGGCAGGUGUGAACUAGCAGAGCUUGAGAAGCAGCAGUGUAUCUGCCACUCUGCUCUACCCACCUUUGGAUUGCUCUGAAAUUAAAACAAAGGUUCCCCAGCUGUAAGAACUUGUAGAACAGAUGAUUGUAUAUGUAUUUAUAAUGAAGGAUAAAGGCAAAGAAGAAAAGGUAAAACAGUUGAUUAAAGGACAAAGAAUGAUACUCCUUUUCAAGUAUUCAUUCUUUGAAAAAAAAAUGGAACUAGAACAAAAAUUUCCUCAGAACACAGUGUUAGUUGUGGGCUGUUCUAUGUACAAGCAAAAUAUAUUAAGGGGUGGGAGGUAAGGGAUCACUAGAAAAUGGACUCCAUGCCAAAUGUUUGUCUUUGGCAAAAAAGACCACCUUAGCCUUCGCAGUAUCAGUCAAAUGAAAGUCUGAAAGAAAUGUCCCAUGUGCCUUUAGUUUAGAAGGGCAAUAGAGCAUAUGCGUUGGAAAAAGCUUUGCUUUACAGCAUCUAUUAUCUCUACAGGAGCUCUUGCAAGAUACUAGGUGGGGAAUCAACCUUCGAACAACAUGUGCACAUGCAACACUUUAAUGGACUGUUGAACUUGAGUCAUUCCACCCACCCAUGAAUGCUCUGUAGUCACCCUAGCAUUUAUGACAAAAGGCAAUAUACCCUGAUCCUAUUGUGGAAACAGCAUAUAAGAACUAUGCAUCUGUUACGAAAUGCAUGUUUGGCUCCAGAAGGUAGCUACUUGCAUUUCAUGAGCUCAGUGGGACCAACUUUCAAGUGUGUGUAGGAUUGCAUCUUUACUUACACAGGCUUCAUUGUUCUAAGCAGCUUGAAUGAGUUUGCAAAUACUCACAGUAUGCUAAAUCUUCCAUUUUCACCAUUCACAUUUUCUAGUGGGGAACUGCAAAGGAAAGAAUCAAUUCACAUUCUAUAACUGAUUAUUUUCGAACUCUAAAAUCUGAAAGUCAAAUUCUCUUGUGGGCAUCUCUGGAUUGCUUAGACUUCUGCAAACUUCACAUAUAAAAACUUAGAAGCUAUGUUACUGCUAAAUAGCUAUCUAUUCAUCUAUAUUAUUGUGUCACACAGUAUCUAUCAAAUGUUGUAAGGAGAAAUUCCCUUUUUCAGCCAAUGCAGUGUCACCGCUGCUGCAACAAUGACACAGAAUUACAAUUAUAUCGCCCUGGUAGGAGGACCAAAGUUUUAUUAACUAAUAUUGACAAUAUUAAUAAUCUGGGACCCUUUCUCAUUUUUCCUGCAGGUCAUUUGCCAAGGUACAGAUGACCCACAUAUAAGUGGGCCUCUGGAGGACAAGACUUUUUCUGUUCAAGAAGGGAGGACAGGAAUCACCUAUAUCUAUCGGGUAAACGGAUGUCUAAAGUCUUCACUUUCAAAACUGUUUGAUAUUUGAGAAUGGGAAACUGGAGUUCUGAUUUGUUUCUUUUUCCUCAUGUACUAGUUUACAUUGCAACCUCCGACUGUCAAGCUGAGACUGACUGGUGUGACAGACGGCAAAAUAUAUAUUUACCCGAAAGAUUGGUCUCUGUAUGUUAAUGGGUCUCUGGACUGGGAAACCAGAAACGUCUACAAUCUACAGGUAAAAGAAAGAUGUGGCAUUUUUGUUUCUUUCUAAUAUUUUAUUUAAAUACUCCCAGUCAAAGCCCUCUCAAGUUGGCUUCCAAGUACACUAUAACUAAGUACAGCCAUAAAAAUGAAUAAAAACCAGUCAUAAAAGCAACAUCCAUCUCAAAAAAUACUAACCCAUCACAAUGACCAUAGGGACAUAGGAAGCUGCCUUACACACCAAGUUACACCACUUGUCCAUCUUACCCAGUACUGACUGCACUGGCUGGCAGUGGCUCUCCAGGGUUUCAGACCAGAAAUCUUUCCCACUCCUACCUGGAAAUGCUAGAGAUUGAACCUAGGAGCCUUUGCAUGCAAGACAGAAACUCUAUCACUGCCCUAUGGCCCUUUCCCUUAGAACCAAUAGGUAAAGGUAAAAGGUAAAGGACCCAUGGAUGGUUAAGUCCAGUCAAAGGUGUUAUGUACUGAGUUGAAUAGGAUCCAAAAUGCAGCAGCCUCAUUGGUCCUAGAACAAUAGGAUCCAAAAUGCAGCAGUCUGGUCCUAGAACAAUAGGAUUCAGAAUGCAGCAGUAUGAUUGGUCCUAGAACAAUAGGAUCCAGAAUGCAGCAGUUGGUCCGCAGGAGCCACCCAAUCCAGCUCCAGGUGGAAGUGAAUCCGCAACCUGAUUGGCCUACAGGAGAAUCCCGGAAUUAGCCAAUCACGUGGGACUCAUUGUGUAAAUAAUGUAUAUAAAGCAGACAUUUUGGGGGAACUAGCAUUCCUCACUACUAUGAGCUGAAUAAAGAGCAUGAAAUCCACACUCGACUCCGAGUAUAUUUCAAAAGGUGACUAUGGGGUUGCGGUGCUCAUCUCGCUUUCAGGCUGAGGGAGCUGCUGUUUGUCCACAGACAGCUUUCUGGGUCAUGUGGCCAGCAUGACUAAACCGCUUCUGGCGCAACGGAACACCGUGACGAAAACCAGAGUGCAUGGAAACACUGUUUACCUUCCCGCCACAGUGGUACCUAUUUAUCUACUUGCACUGGCAUGCUUACGAACUGCUUGGCCCUAAGAAUUGGCUCCUAUGACUCAGUUGCAGGCAUUAUUGGACUCUUAGGGUAUACUCAGGGCUUUUUUCCAGCUGGAACUCACAGGAACUCAGUUCCGGCACUCUCAGGUUGGGAACAUUGCCAUUAUAAGAGAACAAGGGAGACGUUCAUGGUGAGUUCUGGCACCUCUUUUUCUAGAAAAAUAGUACUGGGUAUACUGAUUAUUUGGACCCAUUCCAAUUUAGGUUCAGUCCUGGAUCCAGGACCAAAUGAGCUUUCAUCGCCUAAUGAAUGAUCAUUAUCAAGAGAAGGAUGAUAUGAGGCAGAGGACAGGAAACCACAAUGGUAUUUCCAUAUCACUCCUAACAUGCAGUUCCAUCCUAGCCAAUUCAACUCAAACAUGGAACGACAAAACUUUGUGACUUACCGUAAACUGCUUAAAGGUUUUGUUACAAUGAGGUGGUACCUAAAUCUUGUUAGAUAUACUUAUUGAAUGACCUUGUUUUGAUAUCUCUUCUUUCUGCCUCAAAUUAGGUGGAAGGUCUGGAUGAAAAUGGGCAGAGAGUGAAAGGCCCAUAUUCUAUCACAAUAAAUGUUAUCGAUGUCAAUGACAACCCUCCACAAUUUUCGCAGAGAGAGUACUUCGCAGCAGUGAGACAAAACUCCCGCCCAGGUAUUUAUUUCCACAUUUACUUGACAUUAUUUGGGGCUUGUAAUGAUUGACAAAUAUGACAUUAAGCUUAACUUAAAACUGUGAUUGUUAAGCUGUGUCCGAGGUGAAGAAAGGGGGGAAAGCAGAGGAGCUAAAAAUUUCAUAGACAAUACCAAAGCUACUCUUUCGUUACAGAAGAGGUUAUCCACUUCCCAAGUAUAGUCAUACCUCGGGUUGAAGUAGCUUCAGGAUAAGUAUUUUCGGGUUGAGCGCUGCAGCGACCUGGAAGUAACAGAGCAUGUUACUUCCGGGUUUCGCCGCUCGCACACGCAUCAACGGUCAAAAUGACGUCAUGCGCAGAAGCGGCGAAUCAUGACCCGUGGACACGCAGGCGCGCGGACGCAGUUUACGUUCACUUCUGGAUGCGAACGGGGCUCUGGAACGGAUCCCGUUCCCAUCCAGAGGUACCACUGUACAACUUGCACCAUCACUAAGCAUACAAUUGCAGGGGAUCCCUGAUCUCAUGACUCUCCAGUUUGCGUGCAUAUGUGUUUCAGUUGUGUGUUUGGUACCUCAUCUGGAAAGCUGUGCUCAUUGUGGGCUGAGUAGUAUAUUAUCCCACUUCUUUUCAAGUGGCUAUGGUUGAGUCUGGCCAAACCUCCCCAUUUCCACAUUUCUCCCCCCUCUGGGUACCACAGCUGGGAAUGUGAACCUGAAAGCUGACAAAAUGGAGAUUCAAAUGACAUAAAAUAAGAGGGUAAAUGCACAGUAAUCAUGAAACCCAGAAAGGUGUGGUUUUUGUGUGUGUGUUUUUGUAAUUUGCUUGUCAAGUAAAAUCAGCCAGAGGUAAAUCAAACCCUUUCUCUUUUUAUGUGGCAUGGCAACCAUUUAUUUGUUUUGUGUGCCAUGAAGACCAAAUGAGAAAGCCACUUUGAACUCACAGAAACUUAUGGAAAGAUCUACCUGAUUAAGGACUCAGGUUAUUAUUGUGCCUGUCUGGUAUGCAGAUACCAGAUUGUCUGUUGUCAUUCUCUUAACAGAAUAAACAAUCAGCCACUUUGGUCUUUGUUCGUGGUAUAUGUUUAUUUAUUGUUAGAUAUGCUUGUUCCAAGCUGUGAAAAUAAAAAAAUAAAUUUCUAAAUGAAUAGCUCCAGAAAGUUAAAAAUCCCAAUGUGAAAGGUCACUAUCAUAUUUUUACCUAGUGUGCUAGAAUGCCAAGAAGACCUAUUGAUCUUUCUAUUUUAUAAACCAGGAAUUUUGCUGUUUAUUGUUCUGAAAACAUUGCCCGGUUCCUUUAAACUAGAAAAUUGUGGAUUACUGUCGGUGGUUCAUCUUCAGUGGAGAAUGAUACCUUCUGUUUGUCUUUUUGAUAUGUCUUUAUUUUUCUUUUUACACCCAAACAGGAAAGCCCUUCACAUAUGUCACUGCUACUGAUCGUGAUGAUCCCACCACUCCUCAUGCGCAACUGAGCUACAGCAUUAGCAAACAUUUCCCAGACCCUCAUCAAACGAUGCUUUUCCAGAUUAACAAUGUCACUGGAGCAAUUUCCACAACUGCUGCUGGUAGGCAAGUCUACUUGUGGAACCAAGUUCCAAACAACUAAGCAGUCUGACUUGAAAAAUUGGGCCAAUCAUUGUUAAUAAUAUAAGGUGGUCACAUCCAACCCCCCCCCAAAUUUCUGAACUACUUAGAUUUGUGGGGAAGAAGCAGCUUUGCAAAUGUGCCUUGAAUUUCUCAGUGAAUGCCUAGUACAAACCAAUAGCAAAACACCCUAUAUGUUUUAGUGAAUGUGAGAUCAGAUUCUAUGCUACUUUUGUUAAGUUGUUUUGUUCUCUGAGACGAAGGUAGAAGCCAGAACAAGACAUAUACCCCCAGACAUUCCGGAAGUCAGUUCUUAAACCGAAACCAUUCUAAAACUGAGGUGCAGUUUCCCUAAUGAGGCCUCCCACCCCCGGUACCCUUCCACUAUUUGAAUUCCGUUCUUAGACCAAGGUAGAGUUUGCGAACCGGGACACUACUUCUGGUUUUGUGGAGUUCAUAAACCCAAUCGUUCGUAAACAGGACAGUUCUUAAACCGAGGUACCACUGUAGAGUAAAGUCUGUAUGUAAACGAUGGCUUGCAAAAUUGGACAUAGAUUUAGGAAUAUGCAUUCCUUCCCUCCCUUUUUUGAAUUAAGUUCCUCCUCCCUUCCUUUGCCAGUAUUAGCUAUGGUUUAGUUUUACAUGUGCAGCAAUGUAGGUGAUUACAUUUAAGACCCUUUAUGUUUGGAUACUAGAUUACUUGCAAGACUACCAUCCCUCAUAUAUGAACCUGACUUCUUGUUGAAGACAUAAGCACAGGCUCGCUUAAGUGUUUCAGAUAUCUCAGUGGUCUUUCUUGUCAGAUUCAAGGAAAGAAAGUCUUAUCAGAAGUUGUAUCAAGGCUUUGGACAUCUCUCCUGAAUAAUGAUUGUCUUGCCUCAAACUCCUACAGUCUUCUGCCAUAUGUUAAGAUCUUUCUUGUUUUAGUAAGCAUACAUGUCCAACCUAGUUUUAGGGCACAAUCCUAAUUUCUCCCCACUCCUGCUGAUGGGGUUUUGCAGAGCAGUUUGGCCAUGUGGCCAGGUUUGGCAGAUGGCAAGACACCAGCUGAACCAGGAUACCAGGGCAGAGGGACACGCAGGCCAUAAAGGAGGGUUUGGAUUGCGCCGCCGCCUAUGACAAUUCUUUUACUGCUGUUUCUAUGGAAAAUUCUUUGCUCCAAAUCAUCAUCAUCAUCAUCUCACUGUUUCAAACUGAAGUGUGCUGUCAGUUUGGACCUUAUUGUUUUCUGUUUAUGCUAGGAAGCAUCUUGGACUAUUUUGUAGGAGAGGCAUGAUAUAAUUGUUUUAAAUUAGAGGAACGUAUACACCAGGCAAAGGCAAACUCGGCCCUCCAGAUAUUUUGGGACUACAAUUCCCAUCAUCCCUGACCACUAGUCCUGUUAGCUAGGGAUGAUGGGAGUUGUAGUCCCAAAACUUCUGGAAAACCGAGUUUGCCUAUGCCUGGUAUACACCAAUGAAGGACACGAGGGAGGAAUUCAUUCUAGAGAGAAGAAAAGAGGGGGAGGCAUGUGAAUUUUUAGUGACAGGUGAACCAUGGUUUUCAAGGAAUGAGUAUCAUGGUUUUGCUAGAAAGCAAAGGGAGAGAUAGAGAAAGAUAUCUAAAGGAGACAUUAUGAUAACUGCUGUUGAUGUCCAUGUAACCUAGUUAACCAGAACUACAAAAUACUUGUGUUUCCCCCCAGGAGUAAUGGGUUCAGUACCUGUCAACAGUAGUGACGUGAUUAUGAUAUUUGUGUGAGCUGCCAAAAAGAUAGCCAUGGUGAAGGCUGCCAAGGAGUGCUUUUUUCUGGGGGGGGGGGGGACGCAGGGGGACGCAUACCCUGAAACAUUUUGUGAAUCUAAGUUUGGCCUCAUUGAGGGGCAGUAUUUCAAUAUGAGUAGGAAAAUGAGAGUACCCCUAAACAUAUUUUUAAAGAAAAAAAGCACUGCUGCGAAGUGAAGGGAGGGGAAAUUUUCUCUGGGUGAAAAAUGCAUGUCAUUAUUUGCAACCUUUGCAAUAUUACAUUUGCAGAGGGUUUUUGUCAAGAGAACGUUGGUGCCAGUUCAAUAAUUGUUUCAUUUAUUCUAUGUUUGAUUUCCAGGAGCUAAGUAUUUAAAUCCAGCAGAUGGGAUCAAUUAUACCAUUGCUGUGAGAGUAAAAGAUAUGGCAGGGCAGUCAGAGAAUUCCUUCCCCAGCGAUGCUGACGUGAUUGUCACCGUGUUGGAAAACCUCUGGAAGUCUCCUCCACUAGUAAAGCUCAAGGAAAAUUCUACAGAGCCACACCCCAUGAGAAUCACUCAGGUAAGAUAUGGCAAUCGCCAACAAGCCCAGGAAUCAAAUCUACCAUCCAAAGUCUGAUUUUCAAUUUCCCAUGUUUAUGUGCUCCAUUCAUCCACAAAACCAUUACCACAGACGUACAAUUAAAGACUGGGUCACAUCUCAGGGAAAACCUUUUUAAACAAAAAUGUCUCCAGUAGGCACCUAGCUAUCAUGAUACUAGGCACCUGUCUUGAUUCCAGAGGGCUGGAGUUGCAACACUAAAAGCCCACAGUUUCUAGUGCAAGCUAAGCACCCCUUUGGGGCAUGUGGCACUCUCAACAGUGCCCAUCUGAGGACCGCAGUUGCUAGGCAUGGAUAUAUGGAGGGUUUAAACCUGCUGUUUUACUCUUCUUUGAAAUGAUAGGUGCAGUGGAAUGAUCCAGGUGCAAAAUAUGAAAUCCGGCAAAAGGAAACGCCCCCCACUAAACUCCCAUUUAUGGUUGCCCAGAACGGGACUGUCUAUGUAACUGAACCACUAGACAGAGAAGUAAAAGAUGCGGUAAGUAUUUGAAAAAGGGCUGUCAAUAUACUUUUAAAGAUGGAGGAAGCUAAAUGAUUGUAGGCAUGUCACUACUGAUACUCCAAAUGUUGAUCUGGUGUCUUUUUUUGUUUGGUUUGCAUGGCUGCACACUAAAUCAGGGGUGGAGAAUUGGUGGACAUGCACCUAUUUUUGGACUCCAACUCCAAAUAGCCUCUGGGCAGAUCCAUGCCACACAUUUAAAUCACAUGACUCCCCCCCCCAAGAAUUUUGGGAACUGUAGUUUGUUAUGGGUGCUAGGAAUUGUAGCUAUGUGGAGGAAACUACAGUUCCCAGGAUACUUUCGGGGAAUUCAUAUGCUUCACAUGUGGGCUGGGUGUGCUCUGAAACCAAGGUGUGGAUCUGCCACGGCUGAUGGUUAGCAAGGAUAGGAAUUGUAGUCCAGUAACAUCUGGAGGGACACGGGUGGUGCUGUGGGUUAAACCACAGAGCCUAGGACUUGCCGAUCACAAGGUCGGCGGUUCAGAUCCCCUCGACAGGGUGAGCUCCCGUUGCUCGGUCCCUGCUCCUGCCAACCCAGCAGUUCGAAAGCACGUCAAAGUGCAAGUAGAUAAAUAGGUACCGCUCCGGCGGGAAGGUAAACGGUGUUUCCGUGCGCUGCUCUGGUUCGCCAGAAGUGGCUUAGUCAUGCUGGCCACAUGAGAUGAGCGCCUCAACCCCAGAGUCGGUCACGACUGGACCUUAUGGUCAGGGGUCCCUUUACCUUUAACAUCCGAGGGCUAAUGGUUAGGAUGAAUCUGACAAUUUUGGUUUCUUUCAUUUCCCCCCUAACCUUAAUUUCAGUUGGAUCCAUUUCUGCAUCAGUUUGCCAUCUUUUAAAAGAAAAAAUCCUAUGAAAUUGUGUAAACAUUUUUGUAUGCAUUUCCACUAACAUACAGAUUUUUGCAAGCAAUUUCUCCUAAUAUAAUGCAUUUCUAUAAUACAUUUCCCAAUAUGCUGCACAUUAUUUUCACUGUCAUAUAAACUGUGCCUUUUUGUGCACAAUUUCCCCUAAUGUGUGCUUUUUCUGUACUCAUUUUUUUUCUUGCAUGGAAAAACAAACAAGAUGAAUUUUAACAGGGAGAAAUGUAAAGUAUUGCACUUGGGCAAAAAAAAUGAGAGGCACAAAUACAAGAUGGGUGACACCUGGCUUGAGAGCAGUACAUGUGAAAAGGAUCUAGGAGUCUUGGUUGACCACAAACUUGACAUAAGUCAACAGUGUGACGCGGCAGCUAAAAAAGCCAAUGCAAUUCUGGGCUGCAUCAAUAGGAGUAUAGCAUCUAGAUCAAGGGAAGUAAUAGUACCACUGUAUUCUGCUCUGGUCAGACCUCACCUGGAGUACUGUGUCCAGUUCUGGGCACCACAGUUCAAGAAGGACACUGACAAACUGGAACGUGUCCAGAGGAGGGCAACCAAAAUGGUCAAAGGCCUGGAAAUGAUGCCUUAUGAGGAAUGGCUAAGGGAGCUGGGCGUGUUUAGCCUGGAGAAGAGGAGGUUAAGGGGUGAUAUGAUAGCCAUGUUCAAAUAUAUAAAAGGAUGUCACAUAGAGGAGGGAGAAAGGUUGUUUUCUGCUGCUCCAGAGAAGCGGACAUGGAGCAAUGGAUCCAAACUACAAGAAAGAAGAUUCCACCUAAACAUUAGGAAGAACUUCCUGACAGUAAGAGCUGUUCGACAGUGGAAUUUGCUGCCAAGGAGUGUGGUGGAGUCUCCUUCUUUGGAGGUCUUUAAGCAGAGGCUUGACAGCCAUAUGUCAGGAGUGCUCUGAUGGUGUUUCCUGCUUGGCAGGGGGUUGGACUCGAUGGCCCUUGUGGUCUCUUCCAACUCUAUGAUUCUAUGAUUCUAUGAAACUUCAGCGCAAAUUUUCAAGGACUCACAUAUUGAUUUGGAAAGUACGAAUUUGGUCGAUUUGCAUUCAGAUGCAAAUGGAACCAAUUCCUCCCCACUUCCACCCAGAGCUACAUAUAACCCAUUGCAGGACUAAAAUAAACAUUCACUAUUGUUGCAAUUCCUAAUCACAAUAUUCCCAUUUUAGUAUUCCUUUUACGUGGUUGCAAAAGAUAAAGACGAAGACAUAGCACUAUCCUAUCCACUGACCAUUAACGUCACAGUUGAAGACAUCAAUGAUAAUCCCCCUGUGUGUGACAAAGCUUUGACUAUAUUUGAAGUUCAGGACAACGAACCCGUAGGUAAGGAAACACGACAAAAAUUUACCAGGCAGCUCCCUUGGUAACCAGAUAGCUGAAACCAGUGCCAACCUUAAUCACAGUGCCAAUCAAAUGUGAGCAAAGGUACAAUCAUUUUGAAUUUGGACAGUUGUGCCUCUAAUAUAUUUCAUGGUGCACCAGUCCCUCGCCUGCAGGCCUGUAUUACUAGCAGCUGCGAGAAUCGUGGGGCCAUUUCAAGCUCUUUGUUCUACAUUAUUUAAAAUACUGUCUUUCUGUUGCUUGGGAUUGGUUCCUGAAAUAUUUUCACGAGUCUGUAAUCCUGCACAUCCUUUACCUGGGUGUUAACCCCACUGAACUCAAUGGGGCUCACUUCUGGGUAGACAAAGGCUCACAACACAACAUGUUUUGUUUUCAUCUGCCUUGUGUUUAUUUGCUGCUUGACUAAUUUUGACUUUCUUUGCUGCCACCAGGGAAUUUCAUAGGAACUUUUCAUGCUUCGGACAGAGAUCAGGAAAACACUUUAAACUCCCGCCUCUCCUACGUCAUUGUGGAUCAGAGCCCCAAAGUGCCUUAUGAUAAUAUGUUUCUCAUCGAACGCGGAACUGGGACGGUCAACUUACUUACCUCUGCCUUAAACAAGGAGCUAGUCUCUAACUACUCUUUGACAGUGGAGGUGACAGAUUCAGGUUGGUAUUGCUUGCCAAGGCCCUGUGACCCACAGUUCCCUAAUGGAUAAUAAACACACAGGCAUGAGCAUUUUGGUUUAUGGGUUGAAAUAGGCCACAACUUUAUGGGUUACAGAUGUGAGCAGUUUGCCUUAGGCAUUGGGUGAAGCCAGGCUAUAUCUCGACACCCGCCUGUCUGCAGGGACUCCAUCUAAGGGUAAACCACCAAUAGGGGGAGUCCUAUGACUUACAUCAAAUAGGGGAACCCCAAGGGGUCCCUGUUAGGGUUGUGGCAUGGCCCUAGCCCAUGUCUGAGCAUCAGACAGAAUCCACACACAUACAUCGCAAUCCCUUUAACAGGAUACCCUUAAUGAGGAGGGGCAGGCAGAGGCUACAACCUCUUCUACAUCCAAUUAAAGGCUUACCCAAUGCCUAACUUCACAAAGUUGUGACGAUUGCUAUGAGGUAGACGAAAACCAAAUGGUUGGUGCCACUUUGCCAAGUGGAAAAAAAUCCCAUCCGGCUCCAACAAUAUGUCCAUCACCCAUAGAUUUCCACUCUGAUGACGACUUCUUCUUCUUCUUCUUCUUCUUCUUCUAACAUUUUUUAUUGGUUUUAAACAUCACAAAUAAAAUAGCAUUAUCAUAUUGACAGUUUUAUUUUCAGUUCCUUUCCUAAUAAUCCCCCACAUGAAAUUUGCCACUAUAAAGAUUAAAAAAAACAACAACAACCCAGAAAGUUCCCAUCAUUAAAAUAACACAGUCAGCAACAGAAUAGAAUAAUAGAAUAAUCUUCCUAAAUAUCAAAAUAGGCCUGAGUAGAUGAAAAUAUAAGAAAAAGAUCUACUGAAUCAGGCCAAUGGCCCAUCCAGUCCAGCUCCCAGUUCUCCCAGUGGCCAGACAUAUGCCCAUGGGAAUCCUGAAGACAACAGCAGUCUCUCCACUGGUAUUCAAAGGUAUACUGCCCCCAGCAAUGGAGGCAGACCACAGCCAUCAUGGCCGGUACCCAUAAAUGAGUUCUUAAACGUUCUUAAAACAACCAACUGAUGAGGCCUUUGGGGAGGGUGUUCCAAAGGCUUAGCACUACAGCUUGAAAAGCUCAUCUCUGAGAGGUUUUUAGCUGGCAAUUCAUCUGACUGCAGUAUUGCUAGUUGGGUCUCCUCCAAUGAUCACAGAGAAUAGUUUGGCUGGCUUCUAACAGCAGAGGCAGCCUGCUUGAAGUAGUCAAUUGAAAUGUUUGGGAACCCUUGUUCUACACAGAGCAGCCUUGGGCGUGAUCCUGUCCUGUUCUUUUGCCAACAGCAUUCCGAACGCUGUGCAACGUGCAGAUCAAUGUCAUCGAUACCAACGAUCAGGUUCCAAUCUUUGAAAAAUCGGAUGUGAGUGUUCUUUUAACUGGUUUUGCAUUUGUAGUAUCUAGAAAACGCCUCUCACUCGAUCAGGGAUCUUGGGACUCAUUUCACGGAGGCAGAAAACACGUUUUAAAUGUGUUGUAAAGUGAAAUAUACAAAUGUGACACUAGAGGGCAAGAACGAGCUAUGCAAAAUUCAAUGUAUUUUUCAAAACUUUUUUUUUAAAAAAAGCAUUUUCACAGCGUUUUUUAUACGUGUGUAGAUUCCACCUUGAUCCAAUAAAUAAUUGCCCCCUGACAAUGAAAAUGUGAUAUUGAUGUAGAAGCAGGUUUUUGUGUAUGCAGUUUCAGUUAGAUAUAAAAUCAUAGUGUUGGGCGGAUUGUGGUAAUACAGAGCCCAGAGUGAGGAAAUAAUUUGGCACCCUCUCCCCUCUUGCCUUCCAUGUACAUGUUGUCAAAUGUACUACGUCAUAGUUUUGCAUUGGUUUGGUACCUUGUGUGUGUGUGUGUGUGUGUGUGUGUGUGUGUGUGUGUGAAACCAUCCCCACUGCCCUAAACCAGGCGUUGUUUGGAUGUGGCCCUUGUAGAUGAGCGAGAGCCCACUGUCCACCUUUGUAACUGGUUCCACUGUCAAGCUAUUUCUAUCAUUAAGAAGUUUCUCUUCAUCUGUUCUGGUUGUUGUUGUUUCUUCUUUUCUCUUUAGUAUGGCUCUAUGACGCUUCCAGAAAACAUACCAUUAGGAACAGUAAUACGGGAAAUCCAAGCCACAGAUGCUGACGAACCCUUCACUGGAAGCUCUCAGAUUGUGUACAAAAUCGAUAAGGGAGACCCCAACAACACUUUUGUAAUAGUGACAGAUCGAAAAACAAACAGAGGAUAUGUUACAAUUAAUAAGGUGAAUAAAUUUUGUUUCUUUCCCUGAUGGAUCAUGAGUAAAGAAAGCUUAACAUUUAAGUGAGGUGGGCUUAAGAACUUGGCCAUCCACUGAGGUAAUUGGAGGAGACUCUUCUUGGCUACCCCACCUAAGGAAAUUAAGCAAGCUGUGACCAAGGGCUGGGCCUUCUCUAUCCUGUCAGCAAGACCAUGGAAUGCUCUUCUCAGAGUUUUGUACCUGACUUCCAGUUUUUAAAAAAUCUAUUGGUGGGAAUGAACCUGUUGUUCUCCAAAUGUUGCAAGACCACAAUUCCCAUCACCCUGACCUUUGGCCAUGCCGAUUGGGGCCAAAGGGAGCUGGAGUCCUACAAUAGUUGGAGGGCCAUUCCUGCUUUAUCACAUGUCAAAAACUGGUACAACAUUAGUAAUAAUGCCUCUGAGGAUGUUCAGAGCUAAAUUUCCACCAUACGGAGCAGCCAUAGGGAUUAGAGAACAGCUUUCAAGGCUUCCCCCAAAGAUUCCUGGGAUCUGUAGGUAACCCAUCACAGAGCUGCAAUACCCAGCAUCCUUAACAAACUACACUUCCCAAGGUUCUUUGGGGGCAGGCAUGUGAUUUAAACAUAGGGUGUGGAUGUGACCAAGAUCCAUUACAGUGGUACCUCAGGUUACAUAUGCUUCAGGUUACAGACUCCGCUAACCCAGAAAUAGUACCUCGGGUUAAGAACUUUGCUUCAGGAUGAGAACAGAAAUCGUUCUCCGGCGGGGCGGUAGCAGCAGGAGGCACCAUUAGCUAAAGUGGUGCUUCAGGUUAAGAACAGUUUCAGGUUAAGAACGGACCUCCGGAACGAAUUAAGUACUUAACGCGAGGUACCACUGUAUUUGUUCAUCUAGCUAUUCCUGAUACAACUGGGUUUUCUCUCCCUGCUUUCCUAGGCUCUUGAUUUUGAAACAACUGAUGUGUAUAACCUCACAAUCCAAGCCACAAAUCCUGAACCUCUUGUGACUGGGGUACAGUACAAUUUAAACUCCACUGCUUACUUGAGAGUCAUAGUUAUUAAUGUGGAAGAAGCACCAGUUUUUCUCAAAACCACUCAUACAGUUGAUAUACCUGAAAAUGCUACUGUGGGUACUUUUUUGACAACAGCGACUGCCUUUGAUCCAGAGGGUGACUCGAUAAGGUAAAGAUGAAUUUCUCUCUAAACUUAAUCAUGGUCAAAGUAGACUUUACGUUAAUCAUAUUGUUGAAUUAAGGUGGCCAGCUGCAACAGAGAGCGGGACUCCUGCAACUUUAAAGGUUGUGUAGAAGAGGGGAUUUCAGGGGGAAAGAAGAUAAACAUUUCUCUGGAAGAUGGACACUCAGGGCUUGUAACUGUGUAGACAUUAUCUUUUUGCCCAGGCUUCCCCUGACCCAUAAGAUCGGACUCUGCUUUGAUCUGUUUGAAUUCCCUUAAUACAUAUUUGCAAUUUUUUUCUGUAUUGUUUCAUUUAUUUAACAAAAUUUAUAUCCCGCAGGAUUGUAAUAAAACAUUGAAGCGGUUUACAAAAAGAGCUACAUUUAAAUUAUCAACAAAAGACAGAAACAGGUUUUUAAAGACGUUCAAAAGAUAAUUAAAAUCAGUGGUAAGCUAAAAAGGAGAUUAAAACUCAUGUCGACAUUUUACAUGUCCAGAUAGGCUUGCCUAAACAAAAAUGUUUUAAGCUGGUAUUCAAAAUAGUGUGGUGAAGGCACCCAGUUGAUGUCAGUAAGCCAGCAGUUCUAUAAAGUGUAGUUUCUGCCGCACUAAAAGAUAAAUUUCUUACAAGAGCAGAAACAAGUACCAGUAUUAUGUGGCACAUACUGGGUAAGGCAAUCCCGCAAGUAAACCAGCCCCAAGCUGUAAAGGACUUAAUAUACAAAUAGUAAUGAUUUGUGAAUUUGGGACGUUGAGGUCUGUGGAAUAUACAAAUUGUAACACCUUGAACUUGGGACGCGGGUGGUGCUGUGGGUUAAACCACAGAGCCUAGGACUUGCCGAUCAGAAGGUUGGCGGUUCAAAUCCCUGCGACAGGAUGAGCUCCCAUUGCUCGGUCCCUGCUCCUGCCCACCCAGCAGUUUGAAAGCACGUCAAAGUACAAGUAGAUAAAUAGGUACCGCUCUGGCAGGAAGGUAAACAGCGUUUCCGUGCGCUGCUCUGGUUUGCCAGAAGCAGCUUAGUCAUGCUGGCCACAUGUACCCGGAAGCUGUACACUGGCUCCCUCGGCCAAUAAAGCGAGAUGAGUGUUGCAACCCCAGAGUCAGCCAUGACUGGAUCAAAUGGUCAGGGGUUCCUUUACCUUUUAACACCUUGAGCUUAACCCAGUCUUUAUUUUCAUAUGCUUUUAUACUACUGUUUUACUGAUUUUAUGUUGUAUUUUCGUUUUAGUGAUACUGUUUUAAUGUCAAUUACUGCUUAGAUACAUACACUUAUAUACACUCAGGAAGUUGUGACCAUUAGGUAUGGUUCCCCUUCCUUUCUUUGCAUUACAGGGAGGAGGAAUGAGUCAAUAGCGCUAUAGCGUCCAUGCAACUGUUUUGAUAGGACAUUCCUGCAUCUGUAACCAGCUAUCAGUGAAAGCACAUCAGGCUUUAUGAAUAAGCUGGGUUCUUAUAUAUUGGCCUUCUUCUUGCAAAGGUACGCCCUGAAAAGUGAUGCCAGGAAGUGGCUGCGGAUUGACCCUCUCAAUGGCACAAUAUAUACUGCUGCCCCGCUGGACCGGGAAACUCAACAAACCUACAUGGUGCAAAUAGUCGCAACUGAGCAAAGUAAGAAAAAAAAGAAAGGAAGGAAGUUACUCCCAAAUUAGAGGUGACCCAGGACAAAGUGCCCCUCCCUGGCAGGCCCAUCCUACAUUGGUGCCCCUCCCCUUACAUAAUGGGUGUCAAUGGCACCACCAUUAAAAAUGUCACACAGCUCCCCGGACUGAUGCUACGUUAAGCACUCUGGGAUUUUUAAAAGGAUAGCUUAUAGCUCUCUGGUACAAAGGGCAGAUGUUUGUGCCAGUUGGCUACAUACAUAGCCUGGAUAGAUAAUAAUAAUAAUAAUAAUAAUAAUAAUAAUAAUAAUAAUAAUAAUUUAUUAUUUGUACCCCGCCCAUCUGGCUGGGUUUCCCCAGCCACUCUGAGCGGCUUCCAACAAAGAUUAAUGUCACACAUUAAAAACUUCCCUGAACAGGGCUGCCUUCAGAUGUCUUCUAAAUGUCAGGUAGUUGUUUAUCUCUUUGACAUCUGAUGGGAGGGUGUUCCACAGGGCGGGUGCCACUACCAAGAAGGCCCUCUGCCUGGUUCCCUGUAACUUUGCUUCUCGCAGUGAGGGAACCAGCAGAAGGCCCUCGGCACUGGACCUCAGCGUCCAGGCAGAACGAUGGGGAUGGAUACGCUUCUUCAGGUAUACUGGGCCAAGGCCAAUUAUAUUUAGAUAUUUAUAAUUCCCAAAUGCAGAAGCUUCAUGCCCUCAAGAAAACAUGUUGGAUAGACAGGAGAAGAUGGAGGAGUCUAACUCUCCCUCACUUGUUUUCUUCUUCUCCUUCAGUAUCAACUAGCAAUCUGUUCAUCAUUAUUUUAAAUGCAGAGAGGCUGGCACAUACUAUAGUCAUGCAUCCACAUAAGAACAUAGCAAAUGAUGCUCCCAAGUGCCACUGCUGGCAUUUCACAGAUGUCGGCAUGCUGAACACCCCAUCCCACUCAGUGGCAGAGAGCCUCUGAAACUUUGGAGAGCCCCUGCCCAUCAGUGUGGAAUAUUGUUUUGCACUCUGUUCCACUCCACAGCUAAAGCAUCUCGAAGCUCCACAGCACAGCUGAGACUGAACCUGAAAGAUGUGAACGACAACCCUCCGAGGCUAGAUAAGAACGUUGUGUUCUUCUGCCACCCUCUCCAAGGAAACGAGAAAACGAAAAUCGAAGUUUCUGAUCCGGAUGAACGUUCAUAUGUUCAGAGAUUCACUUAUUCCCUUGUUGGUGCAGAUGCAAUACAAAACUGGAAUGUUUCUAAACCUGAUGGUAAGUUUUUGAUCAGUUCCAUGGCAAAUGCAACCCCGAUGCAACCGAGCUAUCCAUUUUAGGAAGGAGCUCUAUAGCCUUUUUAUGGGACUCUGAGUUAAUUACGUAUAUAUUUUCAGAGAUGAGGAAACUCUGAUCUUCCAGGGGUUGCUGAACUCCAACUCCCAUCAUCCCUAACAUUAGCCCAUGCAAGCUGAGGCUUAUGGGAGCUGGAGUCCAAUAAUAUCUGGAAGGCCUCAGGUCUGCAUCUCGGCUUCACAGGUUAUCUGUUAUUUUUAAAAUGUUCAAUAUUUAUGCAUUUGGGUAUGGAUUCCUGCCUAUUGUAGAGACUCGGACCCAGCGAAGACACGAUAAAUGCAGUCACAUUUCUUAUUCAUGGCACAAGGAUUCUUGUCUUAGUUUUCCUGAUUAUAAUGCUACCACUUCUAUCCUGGAAUCUAAUGUUCCUUUAUGGAACUGUGGCUUUUUGAUCAGUAUACUGCCAUGCCGUACUAAAUUUUUAAACAUCAUGUGACAUCACAAUGCAAAACUGCCAUGAUUUUCUGGGUUGACGGGGUUGUAAACAUUUUUUCACCUCUGGAAGCAAGUAACAUGGGAGUGUGCACUAAACUUCCUCUAGAUUCUGCUAGUUUUCUAGAGGUGGCUUUUAUGUCAUAUGAGAGAUCACAUAAACUGUAGAAGCUAUCUGCUAAGGAAACUUCGGUGAAACUCUGGGAAAGAGCAUAAAUCUGCACCUGCAGCUGAGAUUCAGGUAACAGCCUUGACCCAGCCCAAGUCCCAUAGAUUUCCAUUGAGUUAAACACAUGUUUACGUUUGCCAUUUAAAUCAACGGGACAAUGAGUAUCCAAUCAUUUGCUUGGAUUGCCCCCCCCCCAUGAAUUCCAUUUUACAGGUCUUCCUUUUUACUUAUUUAUUACCAGAUAGACAAAUAGCACUCUCAGUUCUCUGAGCGCUGGUCCUUACGUAGCCAUAAUGGCAGUACCCAAAAGAGACAUAUGAGUGAGCUUAGGGGAACCCUAAGGUUUGCGGAAGUAUAAAAAAUAUUGAAGGGGACGACGACUCUGAUUUGUUGGGUGAGGAUUCUUGAAACAGACCAAUGAGGACUGGUGGCCCUCAGUGGAUACUGAAUGCUGACUGACAAUUGAGGGGUGUGUGUGUGUGUAAAACUGUGUGGGAGGAGGAAUGGAGUACUAUUGUCAAGCGCAUGGCUGGCUGGGUGAAAUGCCCCACUUCACAGUGCAACAUUUUGUUCCAGGUUACACUUGCCCUUAUUAUUGCUGCCACCAUCAUCUUGCUUUUCUGUUUAAAAUUUACCACCCACUGUUUAUAUUUACAGACUUACUUGCUUACAUUUCCCCAAGGAACUUGAAGCUUGAAGAGAAAGACUAUUACGUACCAUUGAAAAUCAAUGACAACGGAAGGCCUCCUAUGGAAGGAGUUGUUACUCUGAAAGGUACAGUGAAAGUGGUGUCUAUGCUCUUUGCUCCCCCCCCCUUGGCUAUUUUCUCUUAAUGCCUGGGAAUUUGUGGUUUUGUCCACAGUGAGACUGUGCAAAUGUACAGAGGAAAAUAGAUGCUUCCUGGCAAUUGAUGACGGACCUUCACUUCCGACAGUUGGGAUGGCAAUUGGAAUUCUGGCUGGUGUACUGCUAAUCAUUGGUAAGUGGCUGUUUUAAAUGGGCCUAAUGGUGAGAGUGGGACGCGGGUGGUGCUGUGGGUUAAACCACAGAGCCUAGGGCUUGCCGAUCAGAAGGUUGGUGGUUCGAAUCCCCGCGACGGGGUGAGCUCCCAUUGCUCGGUCCCUGCUCCUGCCAACUUAGCAGUUCAAAAGCAUGUCAAAGUGCAAGUAGAUAAAUAGGUACCGCUCCAGGGGGAAGGUAAACGGCGUUUCUGUGCGCUGCUCUGGUUCUCCAGAAGUGGCUUAGUCAUGCUGGCCACAUGACCUGGAAGCUGUACGCCGGCUCCCUCGGCCAAUAAAGCAAGAUGAGCACUGCAACCCCAGAGUCGGCCACGACUGGACCUAAUGGUCAGGGGUCCCUUUACCCUUUACCUUUAAUGGUGAGAGUAGGGCUGUCAGUAAGAAUGGGCAAAAUUCUCCAUUUCAGUUUCUCUUUUUUCCCAAUUUUAAGUUCAGCUCUCCACAUUUCUGCAUAAGCUUAUGAUUUCUUUUUAAACGAAAGCCCUCAUGAAUAUUCAUCAGCACCUGUGUGCUUAUUUCCCCAAAUAUAUACAUUUUUGUACGGAAUGUUGCAUAAGUUUGUAAGUUCAAUUGUUUUUAUUUUGAACAAAGCAGGCUGAUGAUGCUGGACCUCAUUGCACUCGACUGGACAGCAGCAGUUGACAGAACUUAAACAACUUGACUGUUUUGGGGUUUUUUCCCCCCACUUUCCAAAACAAGACAAAACCCUUGGGGGAAUUUUGAAAAUAAAUUUAAACACUGAAGGAGCCAAGAUGACUGACUAGGGAAUUUGGCUUUCAAACAUGCAAAUAAAAGCAAUAUAUAUAGAGUACAAGUCUUUGCGAUUUUUGGAAGCCGUCAACUGUUGGAAGCAAAUUGAAUAAACAGUUAUUUGGAUUCACAGGGAAAGGCUAUUCGAAAGCAUGAAUUGGAUAAGGCAGGCUGAAUUUGCAAAACUUUUGCUGCAAGGGGGACAAACUCUAUGAGACACUCCCUCCCAUCACAUUUCGUGCAAACUUAGCUUGGAAAUGAAGACUGCAGUCCACAACUUAGUGCCAGGAAGAAAGUCACCAUGGAAUAAUUGUAGAUCCAACUAUGCACUUUUGCAUGGCUAGGAACAGUUGCAACUCUCUCACAUUGAAGGACAUCGCCAUUGACUAUCUUUCUUUAAGGAUGUAGGCAGGGGAUUGCUCUAUCACAACAUCUAUAGGGUGCAAGCUCCACCAACUUGAAUAGCUUUGAAAACGAACUAGACUGAUUCAUGCAGUAUAGAGCUAUCAAUGUAUAGACAAUGCAAUGCCUUGGCCUACAGACUUAUGAGAUCUAUAGAUAGAGUUAUAGAUCAAUAGGUUUUCUAGAUCUAUAAGUCCGGGCAUUGCAUUUAGGAUAAAUUAAGAUGACAGGUAGCAACCGAGCUUAGUUCCCAUUGAAAGGUGGCACUGCUUCCUGCCCACCACUAACAUCACCUGCAGAUCUGACCGAGAGGCCAGUGAGUAGUGGCAUGUGCAAGCUGAGUUGGCGAGGGACUUUUCUGAGCAUCUGGGGCACUUUGUCCAGUGCCAAACCUGGCUGACUGCUGAUGCUGUAAGUGUUCAUCAGAUUACAUUGUUGGGCUGUUAUUUUAAACACACACAAUAGGAAGUAAGCCCCAUUGAACACAGAGGACCUUAAGAGUAAAAAUGUUUUGGGUUGUACUGUAAACACCUGGGCCUGUUUUGCCUGCAAGGUGUUUGCAAAAGCUAAUUUUGCUUAAAGUGUGAAAUAAAUAUCUCAUUUCCCAUUUUGUUCCCUCAGGUAUCAUUUUGGGGGUCGUCUUUCUCAACCUGAAACGCAAAAAGGAGUAUGAGCUAAAGGCCCAGACAGCAAAUGCUGUGAGCCCAUCUGAAUUGCGGAACUUGACGUAAUUGUUUUACCAACAGGAACAAUUCCAUUGUGGGGUGUUCUGUUUUUUUAACUAGUUUUGUUGUUAUUAUCUGCUCCCAUUAAUAAAUUCCGUAUUUUCCACUAAUCCGAAAAUACAAUUGUUACCUUUCAUCCAGAAAUACAGACCUAUACUGAAGUUAUCAGAGCUCCCCAAGUCAUGUUGGUGCAAGAAGACUUAACUAUGAUGCAACAAGUGUGUUAAAUGUUUAGUAUACAUGUUUUUCAUUAUUUGAAUAUUAGCUGUAAAUAGGAACAGGAGCAUGGCACAUAGGGAAUGGAGAAUGUUCAUGGAUGCUCCCCCCAGGAUAAUUACAGCUUGGGGUGUGUGUGUAUUUUUCAUGUGGCUGUGGCUUGGAAAAGAGUUAAAUCCACUACCUGUGAACUACAGUCCCAAAAUUGCAUGCACAUACACAAGAGUAUGUUAAAUGGCUACCAGGCUAGUGCUUAAAUACAAGGCUGUGUGAUAGGAAGGUUUAAGUCUAAGAAAUCUCGUCUCAGUAUAGGAAGAACUACAUGCCCUAGGAGCCUACAUUUAUGCUUCUGAGUCUUUUUUUAAAAAAAUAUUGUGUAAUUUUAGCUAUUUUCUAUAUUUAGCAUAGUUACAAGCUUUUUGCCAAGGACAAUAUUAUAACAUAACAGACCCACUGAUGGAAUCAUCUGAGAAUGUGUCCCAUGACUCUGCGUCUUAAAACCUUGUAAGGUUCCUUUAUUAAGCACAAAGUCAACACAGGAUCUUUGUUCCAAUUGCCCUGCAAUUCACAUCUUUUGAGCUUUUAGGUAUGACUUCUAGAACUAAAACUAUGCACAAAUUAACCUGUUACUAAUUAGUCUUCAUCAUAAAUCUGAAGUAAAUAUAUACAGGCGCUUUCGCAUCGAACUUUGUAAGACGGCGGAACGCAUAGUUGUAGCUAAAAUGGGGGGGGUGAUGAGUGUAUUUGGUUUAGUAAAGUACAGUACAUCUCUGCUAUUCAUAGAAUGUGGAAUGUUGACCAUAAAAGUGACCUAUUAAUAAUCAUGCCACCCUUACGCAGAUGGAACAAGUUGGGCAGAGAUGUAUGCACUUUGCCCUGAAAUAAAACAAACAUAGAAACUUUGCACCAAAAUGGAAGAAUUGAGAUGGACCAGAUUUGUAAGUCACACAUGCAAAAGUGACAUGGACCAGAAACAGAUUGAUUUGUUCAUUCAUUCUUUAUGACCCAGUACAGAAUUCAGGUUUUGGGGAAAUCUCUCGCUCGCUCGCUUAUAAAAAAUAUAUUUCUAGUCCUUUUAUUGGGAGAGAAAUCUGGACCUGAGGCUAAUAUGUUGGAUGAAAUACCUGGGAAGGAGCAUUUGAGAGAAGGCAGCUCUCCAGCUGUUAAGAACAUUAAUGGCAAGAAUAAACAACUUAAGAUGGGCCUGAGGUUUUUUUUUAAAAAAGGUUCUUAAUCAAAAUAAUGGACUGUAAAUGUCCAAUUUUCCUCUGAAGCAGGGCAGAAAUACCGUAUUUUUCGCCCCAUAGGACGCACCGGCCCAUAGGACGCACCUAGUUUUUUUUGGGGGGAAAUAAAGAAAAAAAAUUUUAUUUCCCCCCCCAGGCGCUUGUGGGGCCGGCAGUGGGGAGAAGCGCUCUUCUCCCCGCCGCCAGCCUUCAGACCAGGUCGGGGGACAGAGCUUGUCCCCGGAGCUUGCGGGGCUGGUGGCAGGGAGAAGCACGCAUCUCCCCGCUGUCAGCCUCCAAACCACAUCGGGAGACAGCGGGAUGGCAGCGUUCCGCCUCCCCGCUGUCCCCCGAGCUUGUGGGGCUGGCGCUGGGGCUCUCCUGAGGCCUGAGACCCCUCUCGCUCUCCAGGCUUCAGCGAAAGCCUGCAUUCGCCCCAUAGGACGCACACACAUUUCCCCUUCAUUUUUGGAGGGGAAAAAGUGCGCCCUAUAGGGCGAAAAAUACGGUAACUGGUAUUUGUUCCCCCAGCUGAAGAACCUGACAACAGAAAUACCUGCAUUAUUUGACAGUAUCUUCUUUACAAUACAAAGUAUCAUUUCGAGUAUUUGGCAGAUACGACGUACAAAACUGUCACUUUUGGUUUCUCUAAGAUUUUGUUUUUUUCAAACUCAAUUUGCACAUUUCUGCAACAGUUUGUUGUUUCCUCAGACACACUCUACGCAAUUCCGCCCAGUACAAUACAUUUUUGUAUGCUAUCGUCACAAAUGUGCACAUUCGUGCCCACUUUCCCCUAACAUAUGCAUUUUUGUACACAUUAUUUGGCUGGAGGCUGUGUCUCAAAAUUUAGGGAAGUGUGAACUUAGACUGAUAGCUGUGCUUCGGUUCACAUCAUGUUUCAGUAAAUGCAAACUUUCUUCCCCAUCCCCAUCGGUGAACAUGUGAUGAAAAUAUAUAAUUGUUAUUGUUUUGUAAUAUGUUAUGGGACAUAUACAUACAAGGUCUUCAUCUUUCAUCUGUCUUCCUGGAACUGUAGAACCAUGGAGUGGAUUCUGCCACUUGGACUCUAAUUUCUUCACUUUGGAUAUCCUCAAAAGCUUUUCUUCUGUUUCCAUGUUGUUGUUUUCUCAUGUAAAUCAAUAAAAUGUGUUUUAUAACAAUA